Molecule: messenger RNA, 633 nt
Organism: Thlaspi arvense
Lineage: Eukaryota; Viridiplantae; Streptophyta; Magnoliopsida; Brassicales; Brassicaceae
Source: the annotation of a GenBank genome assembly
AUGGACUAUGAUGGCGGCCUCCUUAUGGAAUGCAAAAUUGAUCCAAAGCUUCCAUAUACAGAUUUGUCAAGCAUGAUUCGCCAGCAAAGAAAGGCAAUUGAUGAAAGGAUAAGAGAGUUAUCGAACUGUCAGAAUGUGUAUCGAGUACUUGAAUUUCAAAAGAGAGAAGCUGGAAGUCCUAAAAAGAUCAAAGUUGAGGAUAUACCUGGCUUAAGGGACGCGGGUUGGACCCCAGAUCAGUGGGGGCACACACGUUACAAAUUAUUCAAUACUUCUACAGACAGUGUGUCAAAGCAAAAGCAGUUGAGCGCACUUAUGCGCGUGCUUUUGAAGACAAUGCAAGACCAUGCUGAUGCUUGGCCUUUCAAAGAGCCAGUUGAUUCUCUCGAUGUCCCUGAUUACUAUGACAUCAUUAAAGAUCCCAUUGAUCUGAAGACAAUUGCAAAGAGAGUAGAGUCAGAACAGUACUACGUGACGCUUGAUAUGUUUGUCGCUGAUGCGAGACGGAUGUUUAACAAUUGUAGAACUUACAACUCCCCGGAUACCAUUUAUUACAAAUGUGCAACCAGGUUGGAAACACACUUCCAUAGCAAAGUACAAGCAGCUCUCCAGUCUGGUGCUAAAUCUCAAUAG